Drosophila pseudoobscura is the source of this 833-nucleotide messenger RNA. RefSeq lists its product as uncharacterized. The record is from RefSeq and is a predicted model, not a curated record. The coding region runs from base 284 to 832 and encodes 182 amino acids. Lineage: Eukaryota; Metazoa; Arthropoda; Insecta; Diptera; Drosophilidae. The transcript has 4 exons.
UCAAACACCCUAUAAAUUUGAAACGUUAUUUGAGGGAGCUGUUUUUUUGUUUAAAGUGUCAAUGGACCAUGGCAGAAAUUGCUUGCUAUCUCGAUUCAGCAAAAUGGUAUUAAAGCCAGUGAGCUCUCUAUGCAAAGCUGAUAUCCAGAGAUAACCCUUGAUCAGUAGACCUGAACAAAAAUCUGAUUUUAAAUGACCAUUGAAUAUAAGAAGAAUAAGUUUUCUAUAAAAAUAGUAUUGGUAUAUAAAAAAGCAUUACAUCGAACUUAGUCGUCGUGGCUUCAUGUGCGUGAUGUGUUCCACCCUCAAUGUGUUGGUGUACCUCCUGGUCAUAUCCCAUUUUGUCGUAGAGAUCGCUUGUCGAGUGGAGUUCACGAACGUAAAGUGCAAUUCUUUGGACAAGGAGUUCUCCGAUUUUGAAUAUUGUUAUCUGAAGUCUGUGAACCGGAGCUACAAAUAUCUAUCGCUGAAAGUCAAUCUGUUUCAAGUUCCCAUUACCAAAUUCUCGACAAAACUUGGACUGUACAAGCGAUUUAGUGGAUAUAAACCUUUCCUUUACAAUUUCACUGUGAAUGGCUGCAAUUUCCUUAAACGUCCAAAAUCAUUCCCCGUCGUAAGUUAUUUUUAUGAGAUCUUCAAAGAUUUUUCAAAUAUGAAUCAUUCAUGUCCCUACGAUCAUGAUCUAAUAGUGGAUAAGCUUACCAUCGAGCAGAUUAAUAACCGAUUCUCAAAAACACUGACAUUUCCCGAGGGCGAUUACUUGAUCGAGUUGCACUUUCUGGCCUACGGCAUCAACCGUGCGGUGGUUAAAGUAUAUUUCACCCUUUCAUGAA